AUGUGCCCGUUUGCGAGGCUGCUGGAGAAGUCCGUAGGAGAAAAGGAUGUCAGCAAGAACGCCUUCUGGUUCUGUCUCUCGAUGGCUUGCACGGUGUUCAUGGUCACCCUGGUCCUCGUGAUGCUCGUGAUGCUGAAUUCUGGUGCCCGAGACGCCGAUAAGAGAGGCUUGGAGACCAAAAGCGGAGCCGACGACGCCGGAUUUAGACGUGGUGGCUUCAACCAGAUUCUAGCGCCCCCUACAUCAAAGAGGCCGCUGCCGCCAGGCUCCCUUCUGUGCACCGUGAGCGAGGGUUUCGACAUGAGCUCGUACGUGCCUGCGCCCGACGGACUGUGCGCCAUCACAGUGUUCGACUCCCUGUACACGCCCGAUGGAAGCAAGCUCACCCCUCCUUACAACGAAGACUUCGAACUUUUCCUCGAUUCUGCGAGAGGCAGCCAGAAAACAGAGUACGCCAUAGGCUUCGACGCAAACUCGACCAUGAGGAACGAUACCGCAAUGGAACUACUUGUGCGAAACAUGACGACAACGAAUUUCUUGGAUUAUUUCUGGGAGCGCAACCGAAUCUACCACUACGCCCAAGUGAACGCACCUCUGAGAUCGACUACAAUGAGCGCUGCAACGUCCGUGGAAUACGCGGCUAGAAGCUUGCAGAUGAUUUCCAGUUUGAUGUAUUACAAGAAGAGCCCAACGGACCGACCAAGCUACACGAUCAUCUUCCACACGCUGUACUCGGACCGAAACGGAGAACUUGUCGCUCAAAGGCUCAGGGCUUCUCCUGUGGAUAUUUUUGUGGUUAUCGCAUAUCACGCCGAGGCUGACAACUGGUACACUGAUUGCCGACUCAUCCCGCCAACUAUCUUGUCCUCGGAUCUUCUCGACUCUCCGUUUAGCAAGUCUUUAUACCCUGUUCGCCUGGCCGACUCCAUUUACCACCUGCAACACAGGCACGAUUUGUGGCCUUCCACCACCACGUACGCUGUGGCUGUGGGAAUGGGCGGCCGGUGGUACACGCCAUUCUACGUGGACUACAUACCCGACAAGCCCGGCAAUUACUCUCUCGGCCAGAAGUGCCGACCUCGCAAGCCAACGGAAGACGACCAGAUCACCAACAUUGCCGAGGCUUGUACGGACCCUUCACUGAACAACACAUUUGAAGUGGACACACUGUAUGAAGCGCUCGUGGCAUACAACAAGACUGAAAGGUUGUUCUUCACGUACGACAGCGCUUCAAAUCUGCGUGCAAAGUUAUGCCGCACCAGGGGCAACAUGACGAGCCUGAAGUACACGCUCGCCGCAGCCGACAUUCAGUACGAGGACGCCAGUAACGCGUGCGGCUACGGAUCCUUCCCACGGCUGCGCAUGCUGAAGAAAUUGGCCGAGUUCUUUGCUUUCCAGUACAGGUCGAGCUCCGAGCGGAGGGAGUGCAUGAGGAUUAAGUAG
Messenger RNA from Rhipicephalus sanguineus (brown dog tick), 1443 nucleotides. RefSeq lists its product as uncharacterized. The record is from RefSeq and is a predicted model, not a curated record. The transcript has 10 exons. The coding region runs from base 1 to 1443 and encodes 480 amino acids. Lineage: Eukaryota; Metazoa; Arthropoda; Arachnida; Ixodida; Ixodidae.